Coregonus sp. 'balchen' is the source of this 1295-nucleotide messenger RNA. Lineage: Eukaryota; Metazoa; Chordata; Actinopteri; Salmoniformes; Salmonidae. The record is from the annotation of a GenBank genome assembly.
AAUCCAUCAUUCAGGGGAAGGACGUCACUGUUUAAAGAAGAACUAGUGGAAGGCAACGCUAGUUUAAAGCUGACCAGAGUGGAACUCUCUGAUGCUGGAAACUACACCUGUUACAUUCCACUGUUGGACCACCAGAAAACCACCAUUCAACUCAUUGUUGGUGAGUCAACACACCUGCCGACCACCCAAUCCCCCUUAAGAGACAGAUCACAUGAAAUCAAGGGUGAGUUCAAUGUCAAGUCCAUUGCCUGAUGAGUAUUAGUUAGAUAGAUUGGUUAGCCUACAUACUAACCUUAAUAGUGUGAUAACCCCAGCUAAUUCAAUGUACAAUGCUGUGAGUCAUUGGAAGUUACUUUUUGAAUUUAAAGGUCCAUAAGUAUCAGCAAACCCUUGUUAUAUUUAAGCAAUAAGUCACGAGGGGGUGUGUCAUAUGUCCAAUAUACCACGGCUAAGGUCUGUUCUUAUGCACGACGCAACCUGGAUAUAGCCAUUAGCCGUGGGAUAUUGACCACAUACCACAAACCCUGAGUUGCCUUAUUGCUAUUAUAAACUGGUUACCAACGUAAUUAUUUUAUUGUCAUACCCGUGGUAUAACAUUAUAAACAAGGUGGUUUGAGCCCUGAAUGCUGAUUGGCUGAGAGCCGUGGUAUAUCUCUGUAUCUCUAUAGGUGCAGCGUCUCGACCAGUUAUCAAGGUGGUUUGAGCCCUGAAUGCUGAUUGGCUGAGAGCCGUGGUAUAUCUCUGUAUCUCUAUAGGUGCAGCGUCUCGACCAGUUAUCACCAUUGAAGGAAUCAAAGGUGAUGAGGUGGUCCUGCGCUGUGAGGCUGAAGGCUGCUACCCAGAGCCUGUCAUGGAGUGGUGUGACGUUCAUGGACGUGUCCUCCCUGCUGCUGGACCUCCAGAGACAUCCAGAGACCGUGAAGGCUGCUACACUGUGACAAGCCAUGUCAUCGUCCCGAAAACGGACAACAACACGUUCACCUGUCGGGUUCAACAGCCGGAGAUCAAACACAUGAAGGAGAGACGGGUUCAUAUUCCAGGUGAGGGUCUGUUUUGGAUAUUUGAAAGAAGGCACUAUCGGUAAAAAAUGUCCUGUUGUUUAAGUCAUUUCAUGUGUAAUACGCAUUAGGUAUUGUAAUAAUUCUACAUCCUGUGUUUCAGAUCAAAUGUUUCCUACGCAGUGCCAGUCCUUGUGGCUGACAGGUCUUGUUGCAGCUGGAGUCACAGCUCUUGUUGGAGUUGGAGGUCUCUACCUGUUGAUAAGAAAAGGGAUAUUGACCAUCAGCAUGGAGAAA